This is a messenger RNA of Paramecium sonneborni, 2428 nucleotides long. The record is from the annotation of a GenBank genome assembly. Lineage: Eukaryota; Ciliophora; Oligohymenophorea; Peniculida; Parameciidae.
AUGUAAUAAUUUACAAGUCCGUACAAUGUAUCACAAUAACCAGAAGAAAUUAAAAAAUAAUCUACAUUUUUGAAUUUUAGUCUUGAUUAAGAGUAAGUUGCACAACCAAAGGAAUUGGUAAACAAUUCUUAAUAAGAUGAUUCAGAUCUAAUUUGGUCAAAUAAUCAAAAACCUGAAAUAUUACAAACUUUUGAUUUUAAUUUAUUAGACAUAAAUUAAGAGUAAAACUAAUCAUUAGCAGAAUAACCAAAUUAAAAUAGUAAUGGGUUCAAUAAUUUUUGGCAAACUUAAAAUAAUAAUUAAUUUAAUGCUAAUUAUCCUUAAACUACUCAAUUCUCUAAUUUAUUAGGCAAUUUUAAUUAAAAUAAUUUUGCGCUCUAAGAUUUAACUAAAAAUUAAUAAGAUGAUAUUAUUUAAAAUUAAGAUAUUUAGAAUCCAAUCAUUUAAAAUUAACCUAAAAGUGAUGAUCAAAAAAUAAAAGAUGAAUUUGCUUAUUGGAAUUAACCAAAAGUUUAAUCUGAAAGUUAACCUUCUUAAUAAGAUAUAGAAGAUAAAUUUAAUAAUUUUUCAAGCAAUUCAUAGACUGGAUGGGGAGAUUUUCAAAUUUUCCAAUUUAAUAAUAAAUAAAAGGAAUAAAUUGAAGAAUUCAUAAAUUUUGAAUAAGACAACAAUAGAAAUUAUGAAGAAAAUGGAUCUAAACUUUAAUAAUCAAUCCAUAAUUCUGAAUAGGAGGUUAUAGAUAAAUAAAAUAAUAAUUAAGAAGAAGAGAAUUCAGAUUAAGAGAAAAUAAAUGGUAACAUAAAGAUUUUGAAUGAAUAUUAGUAGGAGAACCCUUAAAAAAACUUUGAUUCAUAUGAAUAAAAAUAGAAUUCACUUUCUGAAUCAUAAAUAAUUCAAUAACCUUUAAAUAAAACAUAAUCAUUUGAAUUUCCAUCAUCUAUUUAAGUGCCUACACAUAGUAUUAGAGGAAGCAAAGAAGAUGAUAAAGAAUUAACUUAUGUUGAAUAAAUUAUGGAAUUAUUAAAACCUAAAAUAACUGAAAUUACUUAAAAUUUGAGUAAUGAAAUAAUAAAUAAUGAUUGUAAUUAAAAUUAGGAAGCACAACCAAAACUAUUUUAGGGAAUUUUGGAUAUCUUUUAAAAAGAGAAAAGAAGAGUGGAAUUAGAUUUACUGAACUAAUAAGUAUAAAUAAUAAAAGAUAUAGUCACGAAAUAUGAUAAUAAGACAGAAUAAUUAUAAGAAUAGUUUAUUAAAGUAAGAGAAGAGAGAGAACGAGAAAGAUAAAAAUCUAAUAUGAGUAUUAAUUCUAUUGAAUUAAGAAAGUCUCUAGAUGUAGAUUAAUAGAUUGAAGAAUCACCUAUAUAGAAUAUUUAAUUAUAAUAAAGUCCUGAAUAAUAAUAAUAUACACCUAAAACUUCAUAAGAUAAAGCAUAUAUACCUUUUUAAUUGAUUCAUCAAACUUAAUCUAAAUAUUUAAAUGAAAGCUUGAUAAGUUAAGAAAAUAAAGAAGAUGAUCUAAUUAAAUUCAAAACUAAUUUCGUUUUUUAAAGACAGCUUUUAAAGGGAUUGUAAUAUUAGGAUAUUUAGAAAUUUAGAAUAUAAUGUUUAAAUGAGAAAGUAAUAUUAUUAGAGACAGAGGAAUUAAUAGUCACAUAAAAUGAGGAAAGAAAUGAAAAUAAAAAGCAGGGAUAUAAGAUAUAAUUGAAGUUUAAGAAUAAAGGAAGAAAAAUAAUUUAAAAUUUAAUUGUAUGUUUAGAAGGGAAACAAUGUAAAAUAAAUAAAGUUAAUCUUAGUUAAAAAUGAUGUUGAAGCAAAUCCUUAAAGAAUAAAAUAGUAAUAUUUAAGUCCUGGUGAAACAAUAAUACAAGAUAUAAGAUUUAAAUACUAUGAUUAACAAACAGUUUAUUUGAAUUGUUAUUUAAAAUAUUCAAUAAAUGGCAACAGAGGUUAUUGGAGUCAAGGUUAAUAAGGGAUUUAAAAUUAAGAGGCAAUGUAUAUAUCUUAAAUGAAUUAGUAUAAUUAGAAUAACUCAUACUAACAUAAUCAGUAAGAUUGUAUUUAAUAUUAUAGAGAAAAUAAAAAGAACUAUUAAUUUAUUAUAGGAAGACCAGCAAAUAAAUUUUUCACAUAUCAUUAUUGGACUGUAGAAGAACUUAAUGAAUAUAAAAUGUCUUAUUAAAGUGAAGAAUUCGAAUUAAAACAAUUAGAGGAUUUAAUUAUAUAUCAUCCAUGGUUAGUGAAAAUAGAUUAAUAAACUUUAUGUGGAAAGAUAUUUCUUAGAUUAGAUGAAAAUGAUUAUGAUUUUGUUGUGAAAGUGUGUUUGAGAGGAGAAAAAGGAGUGAUUAAAAUGAAUCAGACAGAUAUGGAUAAAAAGUUAUGUGAACAUCUAUUAAGUUUUUUAAGUUUUCUAUUUGUGAAAUUAUACUGA